AUGCCUGCUACAGCAACAAUCAUAAACCCCCAUGGGUUGAUGCCCCCUCAAGAGGCUUCCAAGGCGUUAUUCUCAAUAUCCACCCCUUCGCCUCACGCAGCCUUAUCCAAUAAGGUCACUGCUGUCGGUGAAAUCACCAAAGCCCCCAAUCUAGAUGUGGAUUCCUCAAACUUAAGGAAGCAUCUUGCAGAGCUCUUUGUCGAGAACAUUAUGGCGAAGGUCUGGCGGGUCGCAUUUGAGUCUCUCCCUAGCGCUGGAGCGACACCCGAGGAAUGUGCGAAGAAGUUCCCUCGCGUAUUUCCCGAAUACGUGCCCCAGGUUCCUCAGCAUGGCGAGAAGCCUAGCCUCUACCAUCUCCGUGAGGCAGACUUCUGGACAUGUGGUUUCUUCCCCGGGACCUUGUACGAGCUGCUUGAACGAACAGUACGCUAUCCACAGUCCGCUGUAUGCUUCCUUGGUUCAUCUCCACAGGAGAGACGAGACCAGCUCCGCGCCAUGUGUAAAAAAUGGUCGGAGCCGUUGCACGACAUGGCUAGCAGGACGGACACACACGACAUAGGCUUCAUUGUCAUGCCUGCUCUGCGCAAGGAUUGGGAGCUCUUUGGCAACUCUCGCAGCCUGGAAUCUAUUGUCCGUGCGGCCAACAGCCUGGCAACGAGAUACGUUGCCUCCGCAAAGGCUAUCCGCAGCUGGGAUCUUUUGAUCAGGAAGGACGAGCGGAUCAUGGAUAUGAGUACCGAUCUUAUCGUAAUCAUCGAUUCUUUGUGCAAUCUUGACCUACUCUUCUAUGCCGCCGCCCAUAGUUCCUCCAGGCGACUCGCGGAGAUGGCCGUCGCCCAUGCCCGCACUUUGAUACGCACCCACCUGCGUCCGGAGCCCCCUCUUCCACAACCCACGUUCGGAAGGUACAAUGGCCAGCUAUACUCUACCAACCACGUCACAUGUAUCGACCCAAAGACUGGCGCCAUCAAACGUCGUAUGACAGCGCAGGGGUACGGGGACGGGUCCACCUGGGCUCGCGGUCAGGCGUGGGCAAUACCAGGGUAUGCACAGACGUACUCAUGGACCGGGGACACGGAAUUUCUGAAUGUGGCGUGCGGAACGGCAGAGUAUUUUCUCCAUAGGUUGAAGACGCACCCUGUUGCGCGGGAUCCUGGAGGUGGGAAGUCGCAGUACACUUCCCCACCAUGGGACUUUGAUGCUCCACCGGAGAGUGAGGGCGAGGAGGUCGUGCGAGAUUCCAGCGCGGCAGCCAUCGCUGCGAAUGGGUUGCUCGUGCUGUCGCAGGCGCUGAUUGCGGAGGGAGAGAAGAUGCUUGCAGCGAGAUUUUUUGACGCAGCUGUGGAUUUGAUUAGAGGCACUCUGGACUAUUCACUAGCGAGGGAAACUGCACGGUUUCAUUCUGUCUCUGGCGAAGAGUCUAAAGAGGGUCUGGCUGUGGAAGACCUGGUGCAGGGAAAGCGGUUCGAUGCGAUCCUCAAGCAUGGGACGGCUAACAACAAUGAGAAUGCGAGGAGGCGUUAUGCGAACCACGGCCUGGUGUAUGGUGAUUACUACUUGGUGAGAUUUGGAAACGAGCUGAUGCGCAUGGGUUUAGUGUAG
Penicillium manginii is the source of this 1602-nucleotide messenger RNA. RefSeq lists its product as uncharacterized. Bases 1 to 1602 code for a protein of 533 amino acids. Lineage: Eukaryota; Fungi; Ascomycota; Eurotiomycetes; Eurotiales; Aspergillaceae. Gene Ontology annotation, biological process: polysaccharide catabolic process. Gene Ontology annotation, molecular function: chondroitin hydrolase activity. The record is from RefSeq and is a predicted model, not a curated record. The transcript has a single exon.